Syngnathus typhle (broad-nosed pipefish) is the source of this 3304-nucleotide messenger RNA. It is a transcript of the gene igfbp3, whose product is annotated as insulin-like growth factor binding protein 3. Lineage: Eukaryota; Metazoa; Chordata; Actinopteri; Syngnathiformes; Syngnathidae. Gene Ontology annotation, cellular component: extracellular region. Gene Ontology annotation, molecular function: fibronectin binding; insulin-like growth factor II binding; insulin-like growth factor I binding. Gene Ontology annotation, biological process: regulation of insulin-like growth factor receptor signaling pathway. The record is from RefSeq and is a predicted model, not a curated record. The transcript has 4 exons. Bases 281 to 1156 code for a protein of 291 amino acids.
UCCUAUUGCGCAGCAGAGCAGGUUGCGCAGACGGCCGGCCCAUCGGAGUGAGCGGCUUCGUCUUCCUAGCGGAUGUUUAUCGCGGUCCCUCAUGUCUGGACUCCGUUUACAUUAUUCAUACGGGGGAGGGAGUGACUUCUUGGCCUUUUCCGCUCCUGUAUAAAAUGAGAAGUGCGCGUCAAAGAAAAUACAGAUGGAGAAGGCCAGCCAGCUCGCUGCGCCACCGAGAGCAAACUCCAACUGCGUCCACUCGUUGUGACAAACGCAAUCGGCACGUACCAUGCCCGCGCUCUGCCUGCUGUGUCUGACGGCCACUCUGGCCGUGCUCGCGCGAUCGGGUGUCGCUGCCGUGGGGCCGGUGGUCCGCUGCGAGCCGUGCGACGCCGCGGCGCUCCUGCAGUGCAAGCCUCUGCCCAAGGACUGCGCCGAGCGGCUGCGGGAGCCGGGAUGCGGCUGCUGCGUGACGUGCGCCCUCGGCCGAGGGCAGCCGUGCGGAGUGUACACGGCGCGCUGCGGCUCGGCACUCACCUGCCAGCAGCAGCUCGGGGAAAGCCGGCCGCUGCAAGCUCUGCUGGAGGGACGGGGGGUGUGCGCGAGCGCGCCGUCCAAAAAACUACACGCCAUCCUGGAUUCGGCGCAAAAACAAGACAGUGGGCGAAAUCAGGUCGAGGAAGGUCUUGCCAACAAGACGGUGACGUUGAGCACGUCGAGCGCGUCGCCCUCUUCGCCCGCUUCGCCGACUGUCAAAGGGGGGCCGAGCAGAGGCGCGAUGGACCCCAGGUCCCCCUUGCACAACAAGCUGAUAAAGAAAGAGCAGAACAGGAAGACUCACAGCUACAAAGUGGAGUCAGUGUCAGAGGGAGCCAAUAUGGACAUGCAGAACUUCUCCUUGGAGAACAAACGGGAGACCGCGUAUGGCCCAUGUCGACGGGAGAUGGAAAGCAUCCUCAACGGUCUCAAAAUCAGCAACCCGCUCAACCCAAGAGGCUUCCGCAUACCCAACUGUGACAGAAGAGGCUUCUAUAAGAAAAGACAGUGCCGUCCGUCCAAGGGCCGAAGGCGGGGAUACUGCUGGUGUGUGGACAAAUACGGACAGCCCCUGCCCGGCUAUGAUGAUCGUGACGACAAACAGUGUCACAACCGCGAGAGCCAAUGAAGGAAGCGAGGAAGCAAGAAAGGCAAAGAAAGAGAGGGGAAGGGGUGGAGCACCUGUCCGCCAAGCUGCCCAUCCAUCGCAACUACCUGUUCCAUGCCGAGUUCCUCUGUUGGUUCUCCAGAAAACGUUCAAGCUAAAAGGAAGAAAAUGUUGAAACGCCAAGAAUUUCACCAUGUGCACUAUUUUUGCUAGGAAGGGAGAGAAAUGAGGGAAUUUUCCACUCGCUUUUAAAGAACUUCUUUGGGACUGUGAGCCCCAAAAUGCAGCGUCUCCGUAUCAAUGUUCGUGCCAGCGCCAGUCUGCCGGCGCUCGUGUCCAAGUGGGAUCGCUUGCAUCUCGUCUAUGGCUGCAUGUUGCACAAGAAGUGUUUUCCCAAAAAGUGUUUGUGUCGAUACUAAGCGCUAUAUGGCUAAGCAAGUGCAGGCCUUGUACCAUUGGACGAAUCAAAACAAGUGUCUCAGGGUCGCUUCCGAAGAGCAGGACGAUGGCACGGCAGGGCAUCGUCUCCCUAUUUAGCACAACUUCACGACUGCAUCCAUCUCGCCGCUCAACUGCUUGUAGCAGGAUAGGAUCAGCUGCAGACCGCAUCGUGCCUUAAAAAUGUCCCCUUUACAUGCCUUACCGCCAUAGCAAAUCGAUCACCCUCAGCCGUACAUGUAAUUAGCAGCAAUUACAGCAAUCGAAAGAUAAUUAAAAAUCAACUUCUUGAAUUAAAACACCUCUUAUUGAAUUAAAGGACCUGUCUGAGCCAGUCGGAUCUACGAGUUCAUGUUCGGUCUACGGCAAAGUAUUAUAGCAGUGGUGGCAUCAGAAAAUAGCCCAAAGCUGAUGUUUGUCAUCGUAGAGGCAUCAGCAAUUCCGUGAUGAGCUUUUAUCACAGACGGACCGUUGUGGAAGGGAUCAGUCCACCCUCCUCCUCUCGUCUGUUGCCACCACCUGCUCCUGUCCGUCCACGAUCCUCCCGAUCCUGUCCUGGUUCUGCUUCUCGUUCUUGUCCAUCCUAGCGGCGCUGAGAUCCCAUCCUUUGGCCGUGUCUGUCCCAUUUGUUUGUUUUUUGUACGCGACUCGAAAACAAUAGCGCUCCUCACGUCCUGUCAGCGACUUGUUGAAACGUGUGAACCCGGUGGGAUCGGGUCACCCCGCCCGCCGCUGGUGCAGGCUACCCCUAUGCUACAAGCACAAGCACUUAAAGCACUUUAGCUGCACCUGUGCAAAUCACAAUUGGGCCUCUUUGCAUCUGCGUACGUUUCCUGACAGGCAGUGUAUGUUCAAUUUGUGUACUGUAAGUCAGGAACCGGCCAGGCUGGGGUUGCUAGGAAGAAGGAGAAAAAAACGGAAGCCGCACCAGGACUUUUGGCGGGUGAGCAUAGCGAAGGCCUUUAGAAAAUUCCCUUUCGUUGCAACUAUUUGCAUUUUGAUUGUUGUUGUGUUUCUUUGAUCAAAGCUUGCGCACAAAUGUACAAGGUGGAUGCAUGCGCUAGCAAAGAUCGACCCGAGCGGGAGGAGGCCCGCCGGUGUCUGAGGAUCUGGCGUCCCAGUAGCUCGCUAGCACUUGCUCAAAUUGAGAGACCCGAGCCCGGCGGUACUGCGAGACUUCUUGCGAGGGGAGGACAAGGAAUCAAGAUGUCAAAGCUAUUUCCUCCCUACAUGUGUCUUUUUGUAUUUUCUGGCCACUCGGCAAACAGUUCUUCCAAAUAUGAACUAUUUAUCUGAAAAGAUUUAUAAGCUGAUCCAAACUCGGUUUCUCGUGAAUUGCACAGCAAACUCAAAACGCGUUUUGGGGAAUGGAAUCACUACUUCAUGUUGACUUUGUAACAUCCAAUGUCUUCUCUUGCUCCUUUUAUCCACUGGCGACUUUUUCACAACGUUACGUCUGCCCACGCCGCCAUCUUGCCUCAAAGCCAGGUUGACACUCUUUUUUUUUUUUUAUUUUGACCUUUUUGCCCGCUGGCCAUGUUAAGGAUCUCUGUGCACAGUUUAAAUGUCAGCUUGAUCCUUCCAAGUUUAUUUUUGGAGCAUUUCUUGACACUAAACUAGAAACCUCACAUGUAUUGCAUUAUCCAAUCACGAAACCGGUUUGCUUUGAAAUAUCAUUUGUAUUUAAUGUUGUUGUGGGUUUUUUAAUAAAAGAUGAACACGUGAAAAUGA